Messenger RNA from Betta splendens (Siamese fighting fish), 3722 nucleotides. RefSeq names its product Scm like with four mbt domains 2 (gene sfmbt2). Gene Ontology annotation, molecular function: histone binding; transcription corepressor activity. Gene Ontology annotation, cellular component: nucleus. NCBI's taxonomy places the organism in Eukaryota, Metazoa, Chordata, Actinopteri, Anabantiformes, Osphronemidae. The transcript has 21 exons. The record is from RefSeq and is a predicted model, not a curated record. The coding region runs from base 312 to 3011 and encodes 899 amino acids. Gene Ontology annotation, biological process: regulation of DNA-templated transcription.
AUUGGAUGGAUUUGAAGUUUGGGAUUUUGGACGCAGGAGGCCGGUUGGCUGGGGUAAUCCCAGGAUAAGGGCAUGCUUUGCUUUUUUGCACAGCCUGGAGCGGUUCUGAGACUGAUGGGGCCCGCUCUGUGGCCGCAGCUUGUCUCCGUGUUAAUUACCAGGUUGAUGGAAGUGGGUGGAAGUCGGCGAGUGACUCAUUGUUGAUGUGACUGCGUGACCGAGCGCGACUGGCAGGGCCGUCGAGGAGAGCGAGAGAUGCAGUAAGGAAAAGUAAGACUGAAGGUCAGCAGCUCACACUUAGCAGGAAGGGGAUGAUGCAGUCUCACUCUCAGGAGCAGCCGUUGGCCCUGACCAUGGUCAAAAAGUACCGUUCAACCAAUGGGAAGGAAGAAGAGUUGAACACAGACGCAGAUUCCGUGGAGGAGGAGGCGGAGUUUAACUGGGAGGAGUACAUGGAGGAGAGCGGAGCCGGCGCCGCCCCCCACACCACCUUCAAACACGUGGAGAUCAGCCUGCAGAGCAGCUUCCAGCCCGGCAUGAAGCUGGAGGUGGCCAACAAGGGCAGCCCCGACACGUACUGGGUGGCCACCAUCAUCACCACCUGCGGCCAGCUGCUGCUGCUGCGCUUCAGCGGCUACGGCGACGACCGCAAGGCCGACUUCUGGUGCGACGUCAUGACGGCCGAGCUGCACCCGGUGGGCUGGUGCGCCCAGAACGACAAGACCCUCAUGCCCCCGGAAGAUAACCUUUACCUAAGAACAGCCAUCAAGGAGAAAUACGGCGACUGGACGGAGUUCCUGAUCCGGGACCUGACCGGCUCCAGGACGGCACCGGCCAACCUGCUGGAGGGGCCUCUGCGAGGUAAGAACACGGUGGACCUGAUCGUCGAGGGCUCGGUGCUGGAGCUGCAGGACGCGUCUGAGCCCUUCCUGUACUGGCCCGUUCGAGUCAUCCAGAACGUCGGGGGACGGCUCCAGCUACGCUACGCGGGUCUGUCUGAGGACCACCGGAGCAGAGACACCUGGCUGUUCUACCUGGACGUCAGACUCCGGCCCCUCGGGUGGGCCCUGGACAACAGUCUGGCCAUAGAACCGCCUACAGAGCUCAGGUCUCUACAGAGCGCGGCCCACUGGCAGCAGGCACUGGAGGACGCUCAGCUGGAGGGACAGAAGAGUCCACUGCCACUGGAGGUGUUCAAGGACCACGCAGACCUGCCCAAACACUCCUUCAAGUUGGGCAUGAAGCUGGAGAUGGUGUCUCCGUGGCAGCAGCUCCACAUCUGCCCCGUCUCUGUCACCAGGGUCUACGAUGACGUCUACUUCCAGGUCACGCUGGACGACCUGUCCCCGGACGUCAGGCCGCGCUCUGUGGUGUGUCACAGACACUCGCCGGGCAUCCUGCCCGUCCAGUGGUGCCUGAAGAACGGUGUGAACCUGGAGCGGCCCCGCGGCUUCCAGGGACAGGACUUUGACUGGGCCGACUACCUGAAGCAGAGCGGGACGGAAGCGGCUCCUGAGGCCUGUUUUCCAGAGGCCUGGCAGAACCGCGGCUUUGCCAAGGACAUGUGGCUGGAGGCCGUCAACCCUCAGCAGCCGGCGGAGGUGUGUGUGGCUCAGGUCACACAGGUCAGAGGACGCCUGCUGUGGCUCCGACUGGAAGGCGUGCCCAAGGCGGCGUCGGACUGCAUCGUGGACGUGGAGUCCAUGGACGUGUUCCCCGUGGGCUGGUGCGAGGCCAACGGCUACCCCCUGACCCCCCCGCUCAAACCCGUCUGCCAGAAGCAGAAGAAGAUCGCAGUGGUGCAGCCAGAGCAACAGUUGGCUCCGGCCCAGACGGUGGAGGCGGCUCCUCUCAACCACUGCCAGCUCAUUGCUGUGGACGCAGGCUCGGCCAAUGGCAGGUACUCCUGCUCCAAGAUCUUCGUCAACCACCGGUGUUUCUCAGGACCCUAUCUCAACAAGGGACGCAUCGCAGAGCUGCCGCAGGCCGUCGGGCCCGGGAAAUGCACACUGGUCCUCAAAGAGCUGUUGAGCAUGCUGAUCAACGCCGCCUACAAGCCUGGACGGGUCCUGAAAGAGCUGCAGGAGCUGGAGGAUCAGAGCUGGGACUGCCAGGAGGAGACCCUAAAGGCCAAAUACAAAGGGAAGACCUAUCGCUCCACCAUCCGGCUCGUCCGCAUGGCAGAUCAGAUCCCAGACUUCUGCCGGAAGGUGUGUGUGAAGCUGCAGUGCUGCCCGAACCUCUUCAGCCCCAUCCUCGUCACCGACAAGUGCCCAGAAAACUGCUUCGUUCAGACGAAAACCAAAUACACCUAUUACUAUGGGAAGAAGAGGAAGCUGUCCAAGCCGGCGGGAGGAGAGGAGACGGCGGAGGGGGAGCCGGCCAAGCAGACGCGCCGCAGGAAGAAGAGGAAAGCGAUCUUUGUGCAGAAGAAGAGGCGCUCGUCCACCGUGGACUACACGCCUGCUGGCUCGCCGCAGGACAGUGACGAGGGCCUGGAGGACGAGGACAUGGCUCUGCAGUCGGGCAGCGAAGGCACCAGCUCGGAGCCUCGCGAGGAUCACACCGACGCCUCCUCGGUCUCGGCCGAGGCCACGAGCAGCCGGCCGCGGCGGGCGGCGGCGCUGCGCCGGGCCUUCAGCGCGGGGCACGGCCCGGAGGCGCCAGAGGGCCGCAGGAGGUCCACGCGCUCCCUGUCGGCCUACAACCAGAGCAAGUACCAGCCCCCCAAGGGCCAGGACGUGCAGGUGGAGGAGGAGGAGGGCCAGCUGGUUUUGGAUAGAAACCCCCUGGAGUGGACCGUAGAUGAGGUGGUGCAUUUUAUUAGCUCCACCGACUGUGCAUCUCUGGCCAACAUCUUCCAGGAACAGGAUAUCGAUGGUCAGGCGCUGCUGCUGCUGACGCUGCCCACGGUCCAGGAAUGCAUGGACCUGAAGCUGGGCCCUGCCAUCAAACUGUGCCACCAGAUAGAGCGCGUCAAGGUUGCCUUUUACCGACAGUACGCCAACUGAAGCCAGCGGCAGACAGUCAGGAGCGCGGGAUGUGUUGGAUUAGCAGCCUCCUGGUGGAUUUCCAUCCAGAAGAGGGAGAGGGCUUAUUUUUCAAAGCCGUUGCCUUGGAGGGCGUUCGCCUACAAGGAGUUGAAGGAUUGAUUUCUCGGCUGCCGCUGGUGCAAAAAUGUAACAAACACACAUUGGAGUUGAUCCGAUGAAGAACUUGAGAAACCGGUGGCACCUGUUCAUCUGUUUCUUUCUUUUAACGUCCAUUCAUUUGUGAUAGAGGAGCAUUAUAGCAUCUAAUUUAAAAUAACUUUCCAUUUUCUGUGUGACACAUUGGUUCUGGAAAAAUAUAUUCUACUAUUAAGUAUUUAACAAACCCAAAAGUAAUAUAUUUGGAAUAUUUAUUAUCCUUAUAAGGAGGAAUCUAUUUGGAUGCAUAAAAUCAAGUUGACUCAUUCGCCAUUAAUCGAAACAACAGGAUGAUAUUUCACAAAGAAUCUGCGUUUACUGUGAUUCACAGCUGAGUUUGUGGUUUUGGGGGAAAGAAAAGGUGUCGUGCUUGUUGUUGGAGACACCCGGACGCUCCCACAUACCAGCACCCGGCUGUGCGCUCCUCUCUUCGUCACGGUCCCAUGAAGUAACCACGUUCGCUAUUCUGUGUCCACCUAUGCAAAUGUGUUGCCGAUAUUUUUGACAAGAAAAUAAAUUUCUAUUGAUUUUUAA